Molecule: messenger RNA, 1153 nt
Organism: Dendrobium catenatum
Lineage: Eukaryota; Viridiplantae; Streptophyta; Magnoliopsida; Asparagales; Orchidaceae
Product: myb-related protein Hv33-like
Exons: 4
Coding region: 145-963 (272 amino acids)
Biological process (GO): regulation of stomatal movement
Source: RefSeq, a predicted model, not a curated record
GCUGUACUGUUUUCUGCAUGUGUAAUUAGAAGAUGAAGAAGAAGAAGAAGAAGAAGACUACUUGACUACAGAAAAGUUAUCUGAAAAGGCUUAAAUCUGGAGCUAUCUGCAUCGAUAGCUCAUAACGAAGGUUGUCAAGGCAAAAUGGGAAGGCAUUCAUGUUGUCUGAAGCAGAAGCUGAGGAAGGGACUGUGGUCGCCUGAAGAAGAUGAGAAGCUCUUCAAUCACAUCAUCAGAUUUGGUGUUGGUUGCUGGAGUUCAGUGCCUAAGCUAGCAGGGCUGCAGAGAUGUGGGAAGAGUUGCAGACUUAGAUGGAUUAACUAUCUGAGGCCAGACCUGAAGAGAGGAUCCUUCUCACAAGAGGAAGAGGAUCUGAUCAUUGGCCUCCAUGAAGUUUUAGGAAAUAGGUGGUCUCAGAUUGCUGCUCAGCUACCAGGGAGGACUGACAAUGAGAUCAAAAAUUUCUGGAACUCCUGCUUAAAGAAGAAACUUCGACAAAGAGGAAUCGAUCCGACCACACACAAACCACUAAAUGAGAUUGAAAGAGAGCAAGAGAAGAUCAAUUCAGAUAAUUCUGUUCAUGAAAAUUUACCAAUCAAACCCAUCUUCAAUCCAUUUCCAACAUUAGAAUUCAACCCAUCAGAAGACCAAACAGGAGCCAAUAUAAUCUUAUAUGAUCAGUUUCAUAGUUCAUUCAUUUCUGCUCCAGGAUUCUGCGAAUACAGCAACUUAAUGGAUGUUUCAGGGAAUUAUUCCUACGGAAGCAGCUCGAGUAACACUAGUAACUGGAACUGUAACAUUCGAAGUGAUAUGAAUAACUUGGUCUGCAAUGAGGCUCUGAAUUGGAGGUCUGAAAGCAAGCUGGAAACAAUAGUUGGAACUCAGUGGCCAUCACUGUCUCAGGAUCCUUCUGUAGCUUGUUUUGACGUUCCUCGAGGAGAAUUUGAUGCAGAUUUCCUUUGACAUAUUUGAAUUUCUGCUCCCUAUUGCCUUCUUUUUCUUCUUUUUUUCACAUUGUAGAACUCACGAAUAAUGUUCAUAUAGCUCCAUCAAAUUAUACACGAUAUCUAUAAAGUUGUCACUUAUUUAGUUCAUUUCAGUGUCUUGUCAUCACGCACACAGAGACUAAUAUAUUGUUUUCAUUAUUUUUUUU